Podospora anserina S mat+ is the source of this 2298-nucleotide messenger RNA. RefSeq lists its product as uncharacterized. The transcript has a single exon. The coding region runs from base 1 to 2298 and encodes 765 amino acids. Lineage: Eukaryota; Fungi; Ascomycota; Sordariomycetes; Sordariales; Podosporaceae. The record is from RefSeq and is a predicted model, not a curated record.
AUGUCACCAGUACCAGUCGGAAGCCUCUGUCAGUACUGCAAGGGCAUCAAUGUGGAAACUAUCAGCCAACCUGGUGGACAUGCGCAUGCCCAUAGUCUGGCAGUUAUUCAGCAGAGCGCCCAACAAGGCUGCGCGCUUUGUGGUUGGUUCGUAACACUCACUUGGAGCAGAGAAAUCGACAACGAAAUGCGCGAAGUUGAACCGCCUACUUCUGCAGGAAGACAGUCCACAGAUCGCUUCCAUGUGCGACCCGUUGGGCCCGGAUAUCUUGGUCAAAGUCACAUUUGUUUGACCGACGACACAGGGGAGUAUCAGACCACAGGCCUCGAGAUGUGUCGUCUUGAGGGUAUGUGUCUGACGACCAUGUUGUUCUUGAAUGGAAACACAGUGCUGACCAUAGCUACAGGUGACUUAGCUCCUGAUGACUGUCCAAUUCCAGUCUGCAGAGCCCUAUCAGACACUGCCUCACCAGAAACACAAGAAACAGCUCUGUCUUGGUUGAAGCAGUGUGAAGUCGAACAUGACUGCAACAACUUGUCGAUACCUGGGCCCAACAACACCUAUGUUUUGCCCGGUCGAUUGGUAGACCUGCGGUCGUUCACACCCACGACUCCGAUCAUACGAUUGGUGGAAACUUUUGCUCUUCCUGGAAAUAUUACCAACACGCCUGGCUUCUACAGCACACUCAGCUACUGCUGGGGCAUCUCUCCCUUCUACAACACCACAUCAGCCAACCUCACCUCCUCACUCACCCAGAUCCCCUUCAACAUCCUUCCUCAAACCUUCAAGGACGCGUUUUUGAUCACCACGCAACUUGGCACUCACUUCAUCUGGAUCGACGCCCUCUGUAUCAUCCAAGACUCUCUGCAUGACUGGGAGAUUGAGUCGGCCAAGAUGCCCUACAUUUACUCCCUUUCCAGGUUCUGCAUCGCUGCUGAUGCCACUGCCGUCGCUGAAGGCGGCUGCUUCAACAGCCACAACCACUCCCCUCAGCAUCCCCGUCGAAAGGAAGCCGCACCUCUGAUCAUCCCAUCCAUGCUUGCAUCCACCUCGCAAAUCAGUCGUCUGUAUAUCUACCCCCGGCAUCACCAUUCCACCAACUCCCAAGCCCCCAUUUCCGACGCCCCCAUCUCCACCAGAGGUUGGUGCUUCCAAGAGCGAUUGCUUUCCCCUAGAACACUCCAUUACACCUCGGAGCAACUCUACUGGGAAUGCCGCCAGGACUCCAAGUCUGAGGACCUCAUCAACAAUACCCAAGGCCAGCCAUGGGGCACCAUGCCGGGCGCGCUUGCCCAACUAUACGACCCUACGUUUCGCCCCGAGCACGUCGUGAGAACGUGGUACAAGUCUAUCGUGGCACCUUACAGCCGGAGGAGUCUGACGAAAGAAACUGAUCGACUCCCUGCCAUUGGAGGGGUGGCCAGGGUGUACGCUCACCUGCUCUCCCAAGCGGAGAAGCGGAUCAGGAACGCGGAGACACAAACCUGGGUUGAGGGGUGGGUGGAGCGUCUGAAGGUGAAGCAAUAUGAUCUGGUCGAGAAUAGCGCGUAUAUUGCCGGGAUAUGGGGUCAUCAAAUUGGUCAUGGGCUAAGCUGGAGGAGAAGGAAGGGGACAAAGAAACCUGUGGCAGGGCAUGGGCGGAAGAGGACCAACACGUUUAGCUGGGUGUCUGUUGAUGGGCCGGUGGAGCAUUUCUAUGGAUAUAUUGAGGCGACCAGGCUAGUGAAGUGGAAUGUGCCGCUGCUGAACCCUCUUGAUCCCUUUGGUGGAGUGGGCGAGUGCGAGAUCACGUUGGAGGGGAACGUUAUCGAGGGGAAACUGGGGUAUUAUCAUCAUGGUGAUGCUAAUGCAGGAGAGUGGCGGGUGUUUGUCGAUAUACCACCGGACGGCGAGCUUGACCAUGGGACAGUGGACAUCGGUAGCGUGGACAUUGACGAAGAAACAGAUGAGUUGGCUGACGUCAAAGCUUCCAAUGGGUUGGUAGUCCGGGAUGUUUGGAUCCUAGCAACCUCUAUGCGCAACACACUAGACGUUUAUGCUCUAGUGCUUGUACAAAGUGUGGAAGACGAUGGCAAGGUCAGAUACCAGAGGUUGGGACUUUUGUGGAUCAAGUCUCCGGGCCGGAUGCCAGUGGCCGGCCGAGCUCCGAGACAUACAUAUAGAGGGGUGACUUGCCGGAAUACCUGUCCGCUGUGCUCUUCCAUGGUCGACUCUCACGGGAAAGAGUUUCACUACAAGACGCUGGCGUUGUUGCAAAUGAACCGUGACGAGGCUUUUCAGCAGAUUGUCAUUGUGUAG